Messenger RNA from Aphidius gifuensis, 910 nucleotides. RefSeq names its product FACT complex subunit ssrp1-B-like. Lineage: Eukaryota; Metazoa; Arthropoda; Insecta; Hymenoptera; Braconidae. The coding region runs from base 133 to 594 and encodes 153 amino acids. The record is from RefSeq and is a predicted model, not a curated record. The transcript is spliced from 3 exons.
AAAGUUCACACUUUUUUAAAUAAAAUUUAUAUAAUAAUAAAUGAAGAAAAAAAUUUUUAGUAUUUUUUUAAAAAAAUAAUAAAUUAUUUAAUUGUAAAUAGAGUCAAAAAAAUUUUAAGUUAAUCAAGCAUUAUGGAUGAUUAUGAAAAUGAUGGUAGAGAUUAUAGAGAAAUAAUUGACGAAGGACCAAUUGAUGAAAUACCAAACGGUCCAGAAACAGAAUUAUUUUGGAAAACAAAAACUGAACCAGAUAAAUCAUGUCCACCAAAAAAACAGGAAAAUCCAUGUCCCGAACAAAAAAAAAUUAAAAAAACUAAAAAACAAAAAGGAAGAGCAUGUGAUUGUAAACCAGAUAAAGGAAAAAAACGUCGUAGUAAAAAAAAGAAAAUACCAAUUUCAGUAAAUCCAUUUAUAAUAUAUUAUUUGUGUAUGCUAUUUGAUAAUCCAACUAGAAAAGUAACUGAAGUUGCACGUGAAGCUGGUAAAAAAUGGUGUAGUUUGUCUGAUAAAGAAAAAGCUGAUUAUAUUAAAAGAGCUAGAGCUGAAAGUGCAAAAAGACAAAAAAAAUCUAAAAAACGACGUGGUAAAUGUUGAAGAUAAACAAAUGGUAGAAAUUUUUUUUUUAAAUAAAUUAUUCAACAACUAAGUCAAAUUUAAGCUGAAACAUUUGAUAAUUUCAAUCUAAAACACAUUGAUACACACGUGUCUUUAAUUAACCGGCUCAUUAAGUCAUAUUACUUUGGAAAUUGAUCAACAAAAGCAGCAAAUUACCAUCACAAAAUUAAAAUUAAAUUAUAAAAUUUUAGUAAAAAUAUAAAAUUAAAGAUUUACUUGUUUUUUUUUUUAUGAAAAAAAAAAAGAAAAAACUUUUAUAUUGUAUUUUAACAAUAAAAAAAAAUAUGUUUAUUAA